AUGGCGAUUCGUUUCUACCGCACCGACUGCCUCCAGGAGCCCCUCUCGCGAGCGGUCCGCGCCUUAGGUGCCUCCGUGGGCACCCACCCGUGGCCUUAUCUCCUGAUGCCUUUGGUGCUUUCGGCCGCCCUCUCAAUCGGAUUCAUCUUCUUACCCAGCCGCCAACCGAACGACCUGGAAGAGCAAUUCACGCCCAUCGAAGGCCCCGCCAAAGUCGAGCGAAGUUUCGUGCAGAAGUACUUCCACACCGACGACGCCAAUCACUUCUCCGCUGAAAGACUGAGCACCGAGGGCGCUUAUGCCACUUUAAUCGCCGUGGCUGCCCGACAUGACGACUCGGUGCUGACAAAGGCGGCUUUCGCCGAGCUGAUGGUGCUAGACCGGGCGGUGCGCGGCAUCCAGGCGGCGGGGCUCUCCUUCGACCGACUUUGCGCGCGCAACUACGGCAACUGCCUCAGCCCCAACCCUAUCCUGAGCCUCGUGCACGACAACCCGGCCCACAUCGAGGUGUUACUGCCCAAUUUAACCUUCCCGCUUUUCCGCGACCGGGUGUUCCUGGGCUUCUCCUUGGGGGGCGUCACGCUGGGCCGGGGCGAUGACCCUGCGCGCCAACUUCUCGAGGCCCGAGCGGUGCGCCUCAUCUACUUCCUUCAGGAGGACAACUCCACGAAACGGGAAGCCAGCACCCUCUGGCUGGAGGCCUUUCUGGAGCGUAUCCCCCUAAUGCUGGACGCCCUGAACCUUACCGUCCUGAAGGUAGCCUAUUUUACCUCACUGUCAAGACAGAAUGAAUUUGAAAAACUUGCUAAGGGUGUGAUCCCAUUGGUCUCCCUCGCAUAUCUUUUAACGAUAGUAUUCUCAAUUAUUUCAUGUACAAGGCUAGAUUGUGUCCGAACAAAACUCUGGGUUGCAUUUUUUGGAGUUUUUUCAGCAGGCUUAUCUGUCAUCAGCAGUUUUGGAUUAUUGCUGCUUUAUGGGGUGCCAUUUGUCAUCACAGCUGCAAAUUCACCGUUUCUUAUACUUGGAAUUGGUGUUGAUGAUAUGUUCAUCCUGGUAUCCUGUUGGCAGCAUACAAAAGUAAAGGAUAGUGUCAAAGACCGGAUGGCUAACACUUAUUCAGAAGCAGCUGUAUCAGUUACUAUCACAACUAUGACAGAUGUUUUAGCUUUCUACAUUGGAAUUGCAACUUCCUUUCCAUCAAUUAGAUCAUUCUGUAUCUAUACAGGAACAGCUUUCAUUUUUUGCUAUAUAUACAACCUGACAUUUCUUGGGGCUGUUUUAGCUCUAAAUGGUAGAAGAGAAAAAAGUAACAGGCAUUGGCUGACAUUCAUGAAAGUGUUUUCGGAGCCCCAAGAUUCCCGGGGCCCUAUGUAUAACCGAUGUUGCACAGGAGGACUUUAUGAUGAAAUUACUGGAACUGAGAUUGAACAUCCCAUGAAUUUUUUCUUCAGAAAGUAUUAUGGUCCCUUCCUUAUGCACAACUGGACUAAAGUGUUUGUGGUAGUGCUAUAUUUAACAUAUCUAGCAACUAGUGUAUUGGGAUGCUUUGCACUUCAAGAGGGCAUAGAUCUUCGAAACGUAGCAACAGAUGAUUCUUAUAUCAUUCCAUACUACAACCUUGAAGAUCAAUAUCUUUCAACAUAUGGUCCAAGGGUUAUGGUAAUAGUUACUAAAAGUAUAGCGUAUUGGAAUGAAUCUGUUCGUGUAGAUCUUGAGAACUGUAUGGGUAUUUUAGAACAUUCAUACUAUGUGGAAAAGAAUUUUUCAGAGUCGUGGCUAAGAAUUUAUGAAAAUAUUGCUAAAAGCAUGUCUCUAGAUUUAAAUGAUCAUGAUGUAUUCAUUACAAAUUUACCUGCUCUAUUCAGAGUAGAUCCCAAUUCUCAGUGGAAUAUUAAUAUCAGUGCAAAAGAAAUAAUAGCUUCUCGGUUCUUUAUACAAACCAUAAAUAUUAGAAAUUCAAUGGACGAGAAAAACCUUUUAACACAGCUAAGACGUUUUGCUGACUUCUGUAGGAUACCACUAAUGGUUUAUCAUCCAGCUUUUAUACACUUUGAUCAGUAUCUUGUUAUAAAUCAAAAUACCAUUCAAAAUGUUCUGAUUGCAGCUGGGGCUAUGUUAAUUAUUUCUUUGCUGCUGAUUCCCAGUCCUGUUUGCUCUUUGUGGGUUACUUUUACUAUUGGCUCUGUGAUUGUAGGUGUGUCUGGUUACAUGGCCUUCUGGCAUGUGAAUCUUGAUUCCAUAUCUAUGAUCAAUCUUGUUAUUUGCAUAGGAUUUUCUGUAGACUAUUCUGCUCACAUAUCUUAUGCCUAUGUUUCCAAUAGUAAAAUCAGUGCACGUGAAAAGGCAAUAGAUGCUCUUUUCCACCUGGGUUACCCAGUUGUGCAGGCAUCUGCCUCCACCCUUGUAGGAAUUUCCGUUCUCUCUAUGGCAGCCACCUAUGUCUUUAGGACUUGCUUUAAGAUAAUGUUUCUUGUUAUUACAUUUGGGACUCUUCAUGGUCUCAUGUUCAUCCCUGUGUUUUUAACAUUUUUUAGCUAUUGUACUUGA
This is a messenger RNA of Ahaetulla prasina, 2547 nucleotides long. RefSeq names its product patched domain-containing protein 3. Gene Ontology annotation, cellular component: membrane. The transcript is spliced from 4 exons. NCBI's taxonomy places the organism in Eukaryota, Metazoa, Chordata, Lepidosauria, Squamata, Colubridae. The record is from RefSeq and is a predicted model, not a curated record. The coding region runs from base 1 to 2547 and encodes 848 amino acids.